Molecule: messenger RNA, 1497 nt
Organism: Peronospora farinosa
Lineage: Eukaryota; Oomycota; Peronosporomycetes; Peronosporales; Peronosporaceae
Source: the annotation of a GenBank genome assembly
AUGAACGGAUUCACGAAAAAGCAGCCUUCACGCAGGCGUAGGAACUGGGCGUGCGUCCUCCUGCUUGCGCUGAUCAUGGCUAUAGGUGCAUUUACGCUGGUAAUGGAGAUGACUUCACUUAUUGGACCUCCGGGGGCAAUCGGGUUGACGUGGCGCAAUCGGUUUACCAAAUGGCUUUCAGCUGAAGAAGCAGUCUCGAAUGAAGACUUACUACACCAUAGCUUGCUGUUUGAAGUCUGCGUAGAAGACACGAAUGCAUCGAUACCGUGGCAAUUUGGCUCGCCUGGAAACCAACUUGUUGGUGGAACCGCUAAUAAUUCUCACGUAUUGAUGCACAAAAGUGACAAGGACCUGCUGCAGAAACUUCGUCAAUGUCCAGACAUUGAUGUCUUUUUACCACAUGGCACGCGUAGCUAUGGAUACUGCGAAGAUGCUGUGGCGUAUGUAAAGUAUUUGGAGUCUCGGUUACUUCCUGAAUGGGUGCUGGAGAUAAAGGUACUCGACCCUGAUCUCGGACGCGAAGUAGAUUAUUUUGACCUUUGCCCUAAGACGCCCAUGCUAUUCCUUGACCACCACUGGGGUGGAUUGACCGAGUCACCUCGUUGGCCACAAGACAAACCAGUCUACAUGAUGCCGAAUAUUGAAAAAAUGGAGAUUACGCCAAUGCAUUUCUUACGAGUGGAUGCGGUCUUGUGCAAGUCUCACGAAUGCUACGAGCGAGUGACAAAAUGGUUUGAGCAAUACGGAAAUCGGCGUGACGCAAAAGUGUUUUAUACAAAACACACGUCCUCAAGUCCAGAGUUGUUUGUUCGUAAACGCUUGGGUGAAUACGCAGUCGCCCUGAAGGAUUUUUCAAACGUGAGAUUCGUUCAUACGGCUGGAAGUAGUCACUCGAAAGGCACAAGAGAGGUGGUGGAAUGCUGGUUGUCCAAUCCAAAAUUGCCUCCGCUGGACGCGUACAUCGAUCGUGAACCAUUCAACCGUUUGUUUUCAGCCUCGACCAGACUGAAGAUUGCCCGCAGUCUGAGCCCCGUUAACAUCCAUCUGGGCAUGCUGAAGCCUUUAAAUUACAGCAAGGUCGUUGCUGAGGCUUCGUUUGUCGUAAGCCCAAGCUACAGUGAAGGCUACGGUCACAUUAUCAAUCAGGCGCGUGCUACAGGAGCUGUCAUUGUUACGACCGACUUGCCACCGAUGAAUGAGUUGAUCACUGCAAAGGAGACGGGUAUGCUGAUUUCGGUACAACGUAGAAAUCAUCCGAUGGUGAUGCUAGGUGGUAAGUACAGAGGACGUUACGGAUUAAAGGACUGCGAUGGCCUUGUUGCUUCAUUUGAGAGCUCGGAAGUUUGCAAAGUGAUAAAACAAGUGCUUCAGCUCACCACGCCUACAGAACGUGCUGAAAUGGGCUUCAACGCCCGUUGGCAGUACCAUGCAGAUACCAAGUACUUUGCCAAGGCCAUGCAGCAACUACGAGAUUACGCCAGAAAGAUAAAGCUGUAA